CCGUUCGAAGAAAAAAGAGGGCUCUGGAAGGAUUGCGGACAACUGACAAACCUUCGAGCACCUGCCAAAAUGGAUCAACAAUUGUUGGUCUGGGAGCAUGCGACCCUGACAAAGAUUGUUCUUUUGUUUAUUCCGUCUCUUUUUAUCUCGUUACUUGUACAUCGCAUCAUCAGCGACUACCUGAAGCUACGCCAUGUCCCAGGGCCAUUUUUCGCGGCGUUUUCGAAUCUUCCACGGGUUUCCUGGGUUCUCUCAAAGAGAGCUCACAAUAAGCACAUAGAACUUCAUGAGAAAUACGGUGACCUCGUCAGAUUUGGCCCUAACAUGGUUUCCUGUUCGGAUCCGACUCAAAUCCCCACAAUAUACCCGCUCAAGGGGCGGGGAUUCGUCAAGUCUCAAUUUUACAAGGUCCUCCUGCCGUACUCAAAGGGAAAGUCGUUGCCUAGCUUGUUCGGGACCGACGAUGAAGACAUCCACAAAGCGCUCAAGAAGCCCAUCUCCGGAAUCUUCUCCAUGAGUAACCUGGUCACUUUCGAGCCGUACGUCGACAGCACGAUUCAGCUGCUGUUGGAGCAGCUUGAUCGCCGCUUCGUGCUGACCGGCGAAGCGUGUGACUUUGGACAGUGGCUGCAAAUGUUCGCAUUUGACGUCAUGGGAGAACUGACCUUUUCCAGGAAAUUCGGCUUCCUGAAGGAGGGUCGCGACGUCGACGGUGUCAUGGAGAAGAUCUGGGAACACUUCAAGACGGCUGCGCCCGUAACACAAAUGCCGUGGAUCGACAGGUUCUGGAACAAGAACCCCCUGCUCGUCCGCUUUUGGCCAUCUACAGCGUCUCCAAUAAUGGCGUUUGCGCGACAGCGAGUAUUGGAGAGACAAGCCGCCGAGAAAGACUGGGAUGAGGCAAGCGAAACCAAUCCCAGAGACUUUCUGUCUCGAUUCGUGGAGGCUCAAGCGAAAGACUCGUCGGUUCCGGAUUGGGCUGUCACCGUAUGGGUCUUCUCCAACAUCACGGCCGGGAGCGAUUCGACGGCGGUGGUUCUCCGCUGCAUCUGGUACAAUUUGCUCCAUCAUCCCGAGACGUUGGCAGAGCUGCGGCGGGAGCUGGAGCGCGCGGACCUGUCCCAGCCGUGCAAGUGGAAGGAAGUCCACGAGUUGCCAUACCUUACUGCCUGCAUCAAAGAAGGCAUACGCAUGCACCCGCCCUUUGGCCUGCCAUUCGAGCGCGUGGUGCCGGCGGGCGGCGCAGUCAUCAGCGGAAAGUACUUGGAGGAGGGGACGGUGGUUGGGAUGAGUGCAUGGGUUGCCAACAGAAACAAGGCGAUUUUUGGACACGACGCAGAGCGAUGGAACCCUGGCCGGUGGUGUUGCGACGACGGCAGAAGGAAAGAGAUGGAGAACGCCAUCCUGACGUUUGGCGCAGGCAAGCGACAGUGCCUGGGACGUCACAUCGCCUACUUGGAGAUGUUCAAGCUCAUUCCCUCCCUCGUCCAAGCCUAUAAUAUUGAGCCUAUCGAAUCCGAGGGUUGGACAAUCGAAAACUUGUGGUUCGUUACGCAGAAAGGGCUGAAGGCUCGCCUGAGCAAGAGGGUGGUCUGAGUGAUGCAGACCCCGCAGCAUUUACUAAGCCCUUCGUGCCCUUGUCAGCUCACAGCCGUAUAUGCACGUGACUGAUGCAUCCUCUGCAUAAUACGUAAUACCCAUGCAAUAUGCCGAGCAGCCGAGUGAACAUCCAAUACAUUGGCGAGAUCGGUGCGGGGGUAGCGAGCAUUUUAAUAGUCAAGCCAGCCAUCUCGCAUUAUGGCC
This is a messenger RNA of Aplosporella prunicola CBS 121167, 1803 nucleotides long. RefSeq lists its product as uncharacterized. Gene Ontology annotation, molecular function: monooxygenase activity; heme binding; iron ion binding. The record is from RefSeq and is a predicted model, not a curated record. Lineage: Eukaryota; Fungi; Ascomycota; Dothideomycetes; Botryosphaeriales; Aplosporellaceae. The transcript is spliced from 6 exons. Bases 70 to 1596 code for a protein of 508 amino acids.